This is a messenger RNA of Teleopsis dalmanni, 542 nucleotides long. RefSeq lists its product as uncharacterized. NCBI's taxonomy places the organism in Eukaryota, Metazoa, Arthropoda, Insecta, Diptera, Diopsidae. The transcript has a single exon. Bases 62 to 460 code for a protein of 132 amino acids. The record is from RefSeq and is a predicted model, not a curated record.
UAUACUUUACCUUUUUCAUAUAACGAAAAAGUUUUAAUUAAAGUGAAAUAAGUACGUAAAUAUGUCCGACGAAAUUCUCAACAAAGAAACGGAAAAUUCUUCAACAUCGACACCGGAACAGAGGCGUUCAACUGUCCCUGACAUAUUGCGACAUCAACGUAGCUUCGAGAAACGUUAUAGCCCCAUAAUAAAUAAGCAAAUACUGGAAACUAGCAUUAAUAAAGAAGCAUUGCAUCGACAGAUGAAUGCGUUCUUCUCCUGCAGUCGUAGUCCAUCUCCAAAAAAUAAAAAGAAGACUUUGACGGCAGGAAGGAAUGACUCAGAGGCAGGUGCAAGUAUGUUAGAGGAAGACAGCGAAAAUAAUUUAGCUGAUAUUGACGAUAAGGAUAGUGCUAAAAGCAUGGAGAAUACAAAAGUAUUACAAAAAUUGGAGACCUUAGAUAUAGCGGAAAAAAACUAAUAUUCAUUAAUAUACAUAUAACAAAUUCAGAGAGAGUUCGCAUACAAACUUAAGCGUCUGAUUUAUUUGCUGUUUUAUAUUA